AAAGUCAUUUUUUGCAGUGUAAUACACCAUUGUUGUGUCAAAAAGAGACAAACACAACAAGCUGGGUUGUUUUAACCCAGGGGUCUCCAACCUUUUUGUGGUCAAGAGCUACCACAAUGGAUAAUUGGGUCUUGAGGGCUACUUUUUGAUAUAGUCUACUCAAAACUUUUUUGUUUUACUUGUUGUUAUGUUUUAGUAUUGUUUAAAAUGUUAACAUACGUGAACCAAGCCAAGCUAAUACAAAAAAUAUUUAAUAAAUAAGUAUUGCAAUUGAGAUGUAUAAUAAUAUAAUGUGCUUUGGGGGCACCUAACAGACUCUGUGCGGGUGACCUGGUGCCCGUGGGCACCACAUUGGAGACCCCUGUUUUAACCCAUUGUUAGAUCAAAUAUAAACAUUUUCUGGGUUAAUUUAACCCAACAGCUGAUCUCGUCCCUUUCUGACCAAAUGUUGUAUUUAGUAAUUACAAACUAAAUAGUUUAGAGAAUACGCCUUUAUGUAGGUAAAAAUAAUUCUUUGUUUUGUGCAUUGAUUUGUCUUUUAUGUGUAUUGUUAUGCAUUCUCCCUAAUGUUAUUCUUACAUCACUGCACCUCACCAAACAUGCAGUUAAAGCUUCUCUCACACGUGAAGUGAAAGCACUUAAUGCUGUUUCUCACGUGCUGUGUGCUUUUGAUGGGCUGAGGAAAGAUGAGGCAUCCCUGGAGAUCCCAAACCGACCUGCUUUACUGUAUCUCGCACUGGGUUGUCCGCUGACCGACCACUGACUGAUGCUUUGACUCGGGUAACAGCGUAACCAGCAGUCUCCUUCUCUGGAUUUUGUGCUUUUCAUACGUGCACCCAUCAGUGGCUAUAUUAAGGCUUUGAAUAAGGUCACCAGUCAGUAUCUUCAUUCUCACCAAUGGAUAAAGCUGCAUGUGCAUGCUGCGAGCUAUAAGGACAAGGAGAACGGAGGACAGACCUAAAUGCAUGUUUGUUUGCAAGACUAAAGCUCAUAUCUGCUGCAUCCAUGGCUGAAAAUCCUGAGGACCCUCUGGAGCUGUUGGAGAUACUGGAGGUGUUGGGUGGCUGCGGUGGGAGCGUGUCGUACGCUGAUGUCUGCGUGUAUCUAAGUGGACGUUUCAGUUUGCAAUCACUUUUAGAGAUACGGACUCUUCUGUAUUCCACCGCCUGCAGAGAUCCCUGCUUCCCGGCCACCCUGUUUAGGGAGCGCCUGCACCCGCCCUGCAGCAACCGGCUCUCGGCUGCUGCGGAUGUUGUGUCUCUGUUUAACCUCCACAUGCAAACACGCAUGACUCCUACAUACACUCAGACCUUGCAGUCUGUGAUACCCUGUCAGGUCUGUGGGAAGGGUUUCGUGCGCUAUGACUGGCCGGCCGCCUUGCCCGUCACAGGAGGAGGGACCGCCUCUCAGGACUGUAAAUAUGAGAACCUCCCUUGUGAUGCCAUCAGACUUAACACGGAGGCUUCACACACACGGACCGCCUCUGAACUGCUUGCUUACCCUCACUUAUACAUGCACGACCAAGGCAGCAUGCAGGAUACGCUCUCUGUGGAAACACCGGGUGAUCAGGAAGACCGAAACCUUCGUUCCGUCUCUCAGAAGAGGAGCGCCUUCAAAGAGGGACACAAAUUGUUACCGCUCAUCUCCGUGGAAUAUGUCAGCCAAUCAGAGCAAAGCCCGGAUGGACCGCAAGUGGAUGGUGAGGACCUUACUCAAAAGAACCCGUAUCCGGACCCAGCAUCACCCAUGCAACGUCUGCAUGAUCAUUCGUAUGCAACCAAGUCAUUCGAUUCUUCGAAACAUCCAAGUGAAUCAGAUUCGCACACGGACAAUGCGUCAUUCUCUGAUGCUCCGAACCCGUACAGUCCCGAUCCGGUUCACUGGCAUCAGACAAGGCAUGAGAGUUUGGAUGAACUUCAAACAUCUACUUACUUCGGGCCUACACUCUCCGUCGAAAAGCAUCAGACCCCAGCUCUCCAAGUCAAGAGCCAUAGUCUGGACAUCGAUAGCAGGACUGCAGAUGAAAGACCUGAACAAGAAACCUCUGGCUUGCAAAAGCCCAAGUCGGAGCGUUCCGUAUUAGAAAAAUCCGGAUUAAGAAAACCAGGAGUUUUUAAACUCAGCUUUGACGGCUCCAGCUUAGACAUUCCUGGCUUCGACCCUCGCAUCGUAAACUCGGUUCGGGACACCUUCAAGCGCUUGAGCGGCAUGAGCUUGGACGCAUGGUACGAUUGGUCACCGACAGGGGAUGGCGUGUCUAACGUGGGCACCCAAACGGAACCUACGGAUCGGCGUUCCUUGCGUAGUUUAAUGCUUAGCGAAAGACUCUCCAUCGAUAACCCCGAAAUCGGCGAUGACGACAUCAGUGCUAUCUUCCGUUUCCUUGAUGACAUCAGCAUGUGCGGCUCCAUGGCGGUUCUGCCGGGGGCCACGGGUGGAGGGGCCCAAGAUGGGGGCGGAGCCGGUCUGCCAGAGAGGCGUGAACGUUUGGGAAAACUACGGAGGUUGUUUCACUCCAUGGAAGCACCUGAGGAGGGCGUGAGAUGGGGCGUGGGCAGACUGCUCCAAAGGGUCUCAGACCUGGAGCAACACCUGGAGCCGAUAGCAGAGUUGCGUGAACAGCUUGCACUCGUGCUGUCCACGCUAGACCGACUGGAGCAGCGCGAGCAGAUCAUAUGCCUGCACCCCAAUCAAAUGGGUACACCACAGGUCAGCAUACACCCCUCACCACAGGUCAGCUUACAUCCCUCACCACACGUCAGCAUACAGUCGCAGGGCUCUCCCAGGAUCAACGCGGGGACGGAUGCGUCCAAUGAGGCUGCGGCCAAACGCAGACGCCUGUUUGUACGCAGACCCUCCAAACCUCACACGGAAAGCAGCGGCUCUGAAGCUCACAGAGACUGGAGCAUCAGCUUCACCAAAGAGCCACAAAUUCAGCUGACUAAGUCAGAUCAGUUGGGUGCUGUAUAUAAGAAAGAAGCCCCUGUAGUGCAAGAAGUAAUGAGCUUCCACCUCAUGCCACCCGAAUCACACAUGUCCUCACGGCGGACUUCUCUUCAGAGCAGUAAAGCCAGUUCAACGGACCGCCCCAAAGUUACCUGGAACCCAUCAGACUUAACACCUUUGGACCUUCAGGCCCCUGAGUCUUUGGAGUUUUGGACAGAUGAGAUCUACACGCCGGCCUCCGAUAGGCUCAUCCGGCGGUCACAAUCUUAUACCCGUUGCAAUAGGAGUCAGGCGCUUCGCAUCGCCGCCCUCAGCAUCACUGCCACCGUCCUCCUCAUUCUCAUCAUCGUCAUUCCUGUCAGCACUGUGUAAUGUACAUUCAGUCGCAUGCAUAUAUAUGAAUGUAUAUGAAUGCAAACUCUUUCAGUGACGAAAGGUUGACUGUUACCAUCACUGCAAUACUAGAAUGUAUCUACUGUAGUAUAUUCAAAACGUGCACUUGGCAGGACGUUCGUAUGUGUUUGCAUACUUGCAAAAAGUGUUGGCACGUAAAAAAAUUUAAGGCUAAACUGAAGCAUGAUUUCGUAAUGAAUCGAAAUCAACAGAUUGCACCCGAUGAAAAACAUGAUAAAUAAUAUAUAUAUAUAUAUUACCAAAACUUCCCAUGGGCUUUCCCCAUUUUUUUCAUGGGGUUUCCCUAUAAGUUUAGUUAGAAUGUUGAUGUUUUGAAUGUUAGCAGACUUUAAUGCACAGUUUUAAAGCUGAUUCGGCUGUUUGUAGUUAGGUUGUUCCUGUAUGCCUUUGUUGAUGCUGUUGGGGAGAUCCCAUUAGUCUAAUGUAAUAUUGUUGAAAGCUGAAACGGGAAAGGUCUCACUCGCACAAAGGCAUUUCUCUCUCUCUCUCUCUCUCUCUCUCUCUCUCUCUCUCAAAUCCAUUGCUAGAGACGAAUUUCCUUGUACCUGCCUCUUCAGGAUUGCUCGGUGUAACUUUUGACUAUGUAGAAUAUGCUGAGGUGUGUGUUUUUCCCUGUCUUUACAGUCUUUGUAAAUGACCUGCAUUGGUGGGGAACACUACCCCGAUUAUGAUAAUUUGACAGAGCAUAACAUUCUCACUGGUUUCCCUCACUGAAGCUUAAAAGAAAAGUAAAUCACCCUCCAGAGAUUCAGAAUGGAUGUAUAGUGGUGGAUCGAUACGGCACACAUUUUCAAUUUGCUGAACAACAGCACUAAACAUUUAAUGGGCUGUGAUGGGACAGAGGUAGAGGGUGGGGAGAGAAACAGGAGGUUUGUUCUUUCUAUCGAGCUUGAAGCUUUCCCAGUCCUACUUCUCUGUCUGAUGUAUAUGAUUAAUGAGCAUAUAGACUACAUUCGUUUAAACCUAGCAACCAUCUACAACUAUACUACAUCUAGCAGUGCUCUAGCAAUCACCCAAAAAUUAACAUUUAAGCAUAGCAAGGCUUCGGUAACCAUCAGCAACACCCUAACAACUGCAUAACACAGUGUUUACCAACACCAACACUACACAUUUUCCAAUUCUUCCUAUUUAAACUCACCUGAAUCCACUAAAAUGUGCACUGUUGUUUGGGAAACACUGGCAUAGCUACCUGCUAACCACAACCACCAGUGUGCCACUAGGCGGCCAUGUUUUUAACACCUCCGGCAGUUAAAGGAUUAAUCCACUUUCCUAAAAAAAAUCCUGAAAAUUUACUCACCCCCAUGUCAUCCAAAAUGUUGAUGUCUUUCCUUGUUCAGUCGAGAAGAAAUUAAGUUUAAGAAAAAAAUUCCAGGAUUUUUCUCAAUUUAAUAGACUUUAUUGGACCCCAACAGCUUACAGUUCAGUUUAAAAUUGCAGUUUCAACGCAGCUUUAAAGGGCUCUAAACGAUCCCAGCCGAGGCAUUACUGUGGGUUCGUGUCAUGGGAUGGGUUUCUCCGACUACGCUCGCUUCCUGUAAUCACGUCACUACUAGAGCAAGCUCCUGAUUGGUUAACGCGGCAAGUUUUUUGCCAAUUUUUUCAAAUCACGCGUUUCCUGAGGCAACGCUCAAUUCGCUGGAGGUCUGAAGGUCUAGAAAGGCGAAUGAGGCAUUUAGCGCAGCGCGUUAGAUGCGAUUCCGCCUCAUUUGCGUGUUUAGUUCGCAUGAAUGAGGUGGAAUUGCGUCUACAGUGCCGCACUCAACACCUCAUUCACGCCACGAGACCUCCAGACGCGCGUCAACGCGUCUUUACAUUGACUGUACAUUGAAAUCACUUGCACUUGAUGCCUCUACCGCAGCUGGUGUGAACGCCGCAUAACGGCGCAUUCACACGGGCCGUCAGCAUUAACGCUUCUCAUUCACUUUUAAUGGGUGAUGUCAUGCGUUGCCGAACUGAAUUGUGGAUCCGUCGGCGCAGCGUCAGUGCCGUUGCUCGCGGCAGAAGUUGAACAUUUCUCAACUUUUCAAGCGGCAACGCGUGCGUUAGCCAAUCAGAUUGCCUUAUGCAAAUAACCUAGGCAGAGCCAGCCAAUUACGUUUAUGGAAGAACGGGGCAUGUGUAGCGGCCACUGUAGGGGCCGUUCUAAAAAAAUCGAACACAUUGUUUUCUAUGAGUAUACGCACACCGGCGCCGCCAGGUGGCGCCUGUCCGCGCCGCCCAGCUGUGAAUCAGGAAGUUGCUCAAAUCCCUGUUGCGCCACACAGAGCCACUCACAUAGUUUAACAUUAAAUAACAUCAUAUUUGUCCCAAAUCAUUAACGAUUAACAUUGGCUGCUAACGUAUAUUUUGCAUUUUGAAGUAGACGCUAUCUGACGAAGCUCGCACUAUUUAAUGUGCACUUCCGGUUUACAAUACCUCCGAGUUGUCCUAGACGCGACUCGGCGCGCCGCUGAGCUGCGCGCCUGGUGUGCGAUCCCCUUGUGAUUGGCUGUUGUCUACGCUUCAGACAAGCCUUCCGUUAAGCGUUAACGCUUACGCCCUGUGUGAAUGCGCCGUAAGGGUCUUAUCUAGCAAAACGAUAAAUAAAAAAUAUGCACUUUUGAACCACAACUUCUCAUCUUGCACUAGCCGUGUGACGCGCCAGGGCGACCUCAUGUAAUUACAUAAUCACGUCGAAAGGUCACGUGUUACAUAUGUGAAAUUGACCAUUUUAAACAAUAAUCUGACAUAAAGACAUUAGUAUCAUUCCACACAACAACCUCGAAACUAGGGAUGGGCAUGAUUAAUCGACGAUCGAUAAUUGAUCGUUAAGAAUUUAGUCGAUGAUGUUAAUUUGUUAUUGAUUAAUCGAAUACUUUUUUAUCUAAUGCAGGUUGCGUUGCCUAGCGUAGCGUGUGUCUUGAAGCAAUUAAAUGAAUUUCACUGUGUGGCAGCAAUUCAACAUUUUACCACCAGGGUGCAAUAUUUGACACCAUACUCCGUUAUCUGUGACCUUCCGUUUUGAUUUCAAAAAAAUAAUCAUGAAGAGGUCAUGAUUUUUUUGAACAAAAAAGAAUGUUUAAGAAUGCGGCUCGCAGCUGCAGGUGCAUAUAUGGUCCGUUUGUCUAACUAAAUGUAGUUGAACUGUUUGCCACAAGUUGAUCUUGUCAUAAAGGUCUCGUGGAGGAAAACACGCUGUAUUUUUGUAUUCAACAUUUUUGAAUAAUAAGUUAAAUAAUUAUUUUUUAUUAUAAAAAUAUUAAUGAUUAAUCGAUAGUCGAUCGUUAAUUCUCCCGACAAUCGACUAAAAAAAUUUAAUCGAAUGCCCAUCCCUACUCGAAACGGUCCUCUUUCUUCACACUUGUAAACACUGGAGCAGUUGUUUCACAUUCGUCAUGGGUGACCUUUUGACGUGAUGAUGCAUUACGUGAACGUAAGGUCUCGCUGGCGUGUCACACGGUUGUUGCAAGAUGGGAAAAUGUGGUUUGAAAGUACAUAUGUUUUAUUUUUCUUGUCGAAAAUGAUAAUAGUUUUUCAUAGAUAAGACCCUUCUGGCUUGUUUGGGAUCGUUUAGAGUCCUUUGAAUCUGCUUUGAAACUGUAAACUGUUGGUGUUCAAUACGAAAAAUCCUGGACUGUUUUUCUUAAAAAACUUAAUUUCGUCUCGACUGAACAAAGAAAGACAUCAACAUUUUGGAUGACAUGAGGGUGAGUAAUUGUUUAGGAUUUUUUUAAAGAAGUAAUACUUUAAUUUAGUCAUGCAACUACUUAAAUAAAUAAAAACAGAUAUCAUAUGCUAAAAUCUGUUAUAGUUCUGACCAACAAUUAAACCUGACAGUAACUUUUGCUUAAGCUCAAAAUGCGCUUAAAAACUAGGUCGUUUUAUGGCGCAUACACGCAGGUGAUUGGUUCUUUUAACUGGAAGGCGGGACAUCCGUCACCAGAACAGCUAUAUUGAACGUUGCAUUGUCCCCUAUUCAUAGUUAUAGCAGUGCUCAAUCUUGUUAUAUCCAAUAUCUUUGCCACCACUAAGACUUAAGUCACAUAGCAAGAUUUUGUGUAAAAAAUAUUUUUUAUAAAAAAAACUCACAAAAGACUUUGAAAGAAAGAAAUUAUACUGUUGUGUACUGUUACAGUCAGUAUUAUACACAAAUAAACUCAUGUCUUCCAACAUAUUUUUUACUAGAACCCUUUUCUGUCUUUUUGGGCCUUUUUGAGUUUUCUAGGGUUUGUUUUUUUUGACAAAAUUUGCACACGUUUCAAAAAAAUAAUCGCUAAAUACUUCAAAGUAAACAACAUUUUUAUAAGAUGCCCAGUUUUAAUGAUGAGGGGUGUAUUUUUUGUGCCAUGAGCAUUACUAAAUUGCAUUGCAAAAACAAGUGUCCAUUAGCCAGAUAAUAGUCCUGCCCAAAUUCAUGCUAUUGGAGACAAUCUUGCUACUGUAUGACGAAAGAAACGAACAGAAUAUUUUGAAAGUGCCAAGUUACAGUGUUUAAACUUUUUGGAGGAGUCAAAGUUAUUUCACUUAAACUAUGAUAGAAGUAUUUUAACACAAAUUAUACAAUAUACAUUAAAGGGAAGAUUUAAAUGAAUGUUUUGUCUAUUGUAAUGUUAUUUUUGCUUUUAAGUUCUUUCUUUUAUAAAAGUUAGCACCUGCUGGCCUGUUGAAACCAAAUCAGAAUCACCCUGAUUCAUUUUCCACAGUUUAUUGUAAUAGUUCAUUUUCUUGGUAUAUAUGUAUAUGAUUGAAUGUAUAUCUAUCUAUGCCUCUUAUAUUGUCAUCAUAAAGCUGGUUUUGUUUAAUCAUGUAGACUUUGUGUGUUUUGUAUUUUAACAGUAAAAAAAGGUACAUGACGGGUACAUAAGUAGUAGUCAGAUUGUGACAAUGAUAAUGUUUAUAUUUGAUUCAAUACUCUUAUAAUAUCAACAAACGAUUGUUUGCUGCGCAUCCCAUUGGAGUUUUAAUAUUUCAGUGCACAGCUCUUAUAAACAUUUAUUAUCUAUUUAUG
Molecule: messenger RNA, 8347 nt
Organism: Paramisgurnus dabryanus
Lineage: Eukaryota; Metazoa; Chordata; Actinopteri; Cypriniformes; Cobitidae
Gene: minar1l
Product: membrane integral NOTCH2 associated receptor 1-like
Biological process (GO): negative regulation of TOR signaling; negative regulation of cell population proliferation
Cellular component (GO): plasma membrane
Source: RefSeq, a predicted model, not a curated record